Molecule: messenger RNA, 324 nt
Organism: Henningerozyma blattae CBS 6284
Lineage: Eukaryota; Fungi; Ascomycota; Saccharomycetes; Saccharomycetales; Saccharomycetaceae
Gene: SRP21
Product: signal recognition particle subunit SRP21
Exons: 1
Coding region: 1-324 (107 amino acids)
Source: RefSeq, a predicted model, not a curated record
AUGUCGGUAAAACCAAUUGACACAUAUAUUCAAGAUUCAGUACGAUUAUUCCAAGUAUCGCCUUCCACUUCCACUAUCACCAUCACUUAUAAGACUAAAAAAGACAAACUAAAUAAAAAAGAAAAAGAAACUGAUGAACAAAUAAAAUCUACGAAGACUCAACCAGUCAAUUCAGUAUCUUUCGUUACUACAAACAACCAAACUUCUACUCAUUACUCUUUUGAAACUAGAAAAACAAAAGAUGUAUCCAGACUAUUAUCUGCUUUAGGCCCAAGAGGUGUAACAAUAAAUUUGACCAAAUUGGAAAAAAAAAUAAAGUUUUGA